CAUAUUAUUCAGACGCGUAAAAGACAAAUCAGAAAUACUCUCGGGUUAAACAGCACACCGUGCCUCUGUUUAUAUUUGCACAACAAAACAAUCCUGUUCCAGUUACUGAGGGAUCGAUUCCCAAAUCUCCAUGUUCUGCAGGUCAGGUUUGAGUUGAGAUCGGGUUGUGGGUGUUCAGUCAGAUUUAUGCGACUCGGUUCAGAAGCAUCGAUUCCUCUGAACCCGGAAAUGGCUUCAGGAUCAGCACUGAUUUACGAUGAGGAAAUGACCCAGUAUAAAUUGCUCUGGGAUUACCCUGAAUGCAGUAUCGAGGUUCCGGAGAGGCUGUGUGUGUCCCACACUGCGCUGAAGACCCAGGGCCUGCUGGAGAGAUGUGUGUCUCUGCCGGUCCGCGAGGCCACAGAGGAGGAGAUCCUGCUCGCUCACAGUGCGGAAUACCUGGCAGCUGUGAAGACCACCCCCAGCAUGAAUCUGGAGGAGUUGCAAGCUUUCUCUCUGCAGUAUGAGGCUGUUUACUUCCAUCAGAAUAUUUAUCACUGUGCCAAGCUGGCGCUGGGGGCCACACUGCAGCUGGUGGACUCUGUGAUGACAGGGAAGGUCAGGAACGGCAUGGCCCUUGUGAGACCCCCAGGCCACCAUAGCCAGCACAGCGCGGCCAACGGCUUCUGUGUGUUCAACAACGUGGCCGUGGCGGCGCACUACGCCAAGAGGAACUACAACCUCACCAGGGUACUGAUUGUGGACUGGGACGUGCAUCACGGCCAGGGGAUCCAGUACUCCUUCGAGGAUGAUCCCAGUGUCCUGUACUUCUCGUGGCACCGCUACGAGCACCAGCAGUUCUGGCCCAAUUUGCAUGAGUCAGACUACAAUGCAGUGGGGAAAGGAAAGGGCGCCGGCUUCAACAUCAACCUGCCCUGGAACAAGGUGGGGAUGGACAAUGCAGAUUACCUGGCUGCGUUUUUCCACGUUCUUCUGCCAGUCGCUUACGAGUUCAGCCCAGAGCUGGUUCUGAUCUCAGCAGGAUUUGAUUCCGCUGUAGGUGACCCGGAGGGGCACAUGAGUGCUACCCCACAAUGCUUUGCUCACCUGACGCACCUGCUGAUGUCACUGGCUGGAGGGAAGCUGUGUGCUGUGCUGGAGGGGGGAUAUAACCUGGACUCCCUGUCCCAAUCUGUGUGCCAGACAAUGAGGGCGUUGCUGGGAGACCCCGCCCCCCCACUGUCUGGAUUAGCAGCCCCCUGCGUGAGUGCUGUAGAGUCCAUUCAGAAUGUCAGGGCUGCACAUCAGCAGUACUGGGGCUGUCUCAGCCAAGAUCUGCUCCCUGUCUCUGAGCCCAGCACAAAACGCCUCAGGGAGGGGGGUGAGGAGGAGGAGUCUAACAGGCAGAGUGCUGUGGAGUCUGCACAAGCCCCGCCCGCAGCUCCCCCGAUGAGGACCGCAAUAGCGACCCCUGCAGGACAGGAGAGAUCAUCACUGGAGCAGAGCCUGAGGGUGGAGGGGAGCCCAGCCACACUGGAGCAGGCUGCCAGGUGCAUCAGGGGUGCUGCCCUGAAAUCAUUGGAGGAUGAGAAGGUGCUGUGUUCCUUGGGAAAUCUCUUUGCAGUCUUGGAUAAAAUAAUGAAAAAGGAGGUAAGGAACGGGUUGUCUGUCGUUCCAGAUCUUCCUACUGCAGCCGCCUGCGCCGCUGGCCACGCAAUCAACUCCGAGACUGACAGAGUGUUGGUUGUGUUCCUGGGGGAUGAGGAGGUUCCGCUCGACAUCACAGAGGACGGUAAAAUCCUGCUGGUUCAGAUCUGCAGUACAGAACCAGCAGAGAGGCAGUCUAAGUAUCACGUUCCUGUUUGCUUGAAGAAGGAGAGCGAGACGCGAGGCGGGUUGCUGCAGGUUCUGUUCACUCUGGUUCUGCCCGUGGCGUACGAGUUCGGUCCUGGCCUGGUGGUGACGGCACUGGGGGGCGGUACUGGGGGGGACUGGGCAGCUCAGGCUCAGCUCACCAGCCUGCUGCAGGGGCUGGCAGAGGGCAGGGUCCUGGCUCUCAUACAGCAGGACUCGGAGGCGCAGGCUGUGGGGCCCAUCGGGAGCUCCUUGUUGGGGGACCCGGCCCCUGUCCUGGGGCCACAACCAGCUCCCUCACGGGAGGACGCUUGUGCGGUGGAGAGACAGAGGCAGCGGCUACAGCAGCACUGGGGCUUGGUGCAGGCAGCAGUUAAAUAAGCGCAGACGUGUCCUCCGACAGGCCUUGAGAACUCUGCUCUUCCUGCUGACACAGCAGCUGCUCCACCGUCAUCCAAGCACCACAACAUAUUUCUGAUAUUGGUUUCUGCCUUUUGGGAAAAAAAGGGCUAUUUUGCAGCACACUGUUAUUUGUACUUGCACAAAUAAAAUGCAAUGUGUUUGACAUUA
Messenger RNA from Acipenser ruthenus (sterlet), 2403 nucleotides. It is a transcript of the gene hdac10, whose product is annotated as histone deacetylase 10. NCBI's taxonomy places the organism in Eukaryota, Metazoa, Chordata, Actinopteri, Acipenseriformes, Acipenseridae. Gene Ontology annotation, biological process: chromatin organization. Gene Ontology annotation, molecular function: histone deacetylase activity. Bases 187 to 2214 code for a protein of 675 amino acids. The transcript has 21 exons. The record is from RefSeq and is a predicted model, not a curated record. Gene Ontology annotation, cellular component: histone deacetylase complex.